Trichechus manatus latirostris (Florida manatee) is the source of this 2520-nucleotide messenger RNA. RefSeq names its product KIAA1586 ortholog. Gene Ontology annotation, biological process: protein sumoylation. NCBI's taxonomy places the organism in Eukaryota, Metazoa, Chordata, Mammalia, Sirenia, Trichechidae. The record is from RefSeq and is a predicted model, not a curated record. Gene Ontology annotation, molecular function: SUMO ligase activity.
GUGCUGGGCGGGAAGGGAAGUCGUGGCGGCGGUGGUGGUGGCUGCAGGGACAGCAGCGGCGGCGCUGGUAGGGACAGCAGGAGCGGCGGUGCUGUCAGUUAGGCCGUCGGAGAAAUGGGAGACCCAGGGUCGGAGAUAAUAGAAUCUGUCCUUCCAGCUGAGCCUGAGGCAUCAGAGUCAACAGCGGAUGAAAAUGAAGAUGAUACUCAGUUUGUUAGUGAAGGACCAUCGCGACCUGUUAUUGAAUACAUUGAUCUGGUCUGUGGUGAUAAUGAAGAGCCUAGCACCUAUCAUAGUGAUAUUCUGUUUCCUAAAAUGCCAAAACGACAGGGUGAUUUAUUAAGUUUUUUAAAUGUGAAGAAGGUGAAAACAGACACAGAAAGUAAUGAUAGGAACAAAAAUCAUUGUGGAUCGUCUAAGUCAAAGGAACCAAAUUUCAAAUAUGUUGAACAACCAAUAAUUGAAGAAAAGCCAUCAUGUUCAUCAAAGGAAGAAAUAGAUAAUCUUGUGCUUCCAGAUUGUUGGAAUGAAAAACAAGCGUUUAUGUUUACAGAACAGUACAAAUGGCUUGAAAUAAAAGAAGGUAAAUUAGGAUGUAAGGAUUGUUCAGCAGUUCGUCAUUUGGGAUCAAAAGCAGAAAAACAUGUCCAUGUGUCUAAGGAAUGGAUUGCAUAUUUAGUAACCCCUAAUGGUAGUAAUAAAACUACUAGGCAGGCAUCUCAAAAAAAAAUUAGGGAACACGAUAUUUCUAAAGCCCAUGGUAAAAUUCAGGAUUUGUUAAAGGAAUCAGUUAAUGACUCAGUUUCCAACUUAGCACAUAAACAAAAUAAUAAAAAUAUUGAUGCUACUGUAAAAGUUUUCAAUACAGUUUACAGUUUAGUAAAACAUAAUAGACCUUUAUCUGAUAUUGAGUGGGCAAUAGAAUUACAAGAAAAAAAUGGAGAGGUCAAUUGUUUAAAUACACGAUAUAGUGCAACAAGAAUAGCAGAACAUCUUGCAAAAGAAAUGAAGAUGAAGAUAUUUAAGAAUAUUAUAGAAGAGAAUGCCAAAAUUUGUAUCCUAAUUGAUGAAGCAUCUACGGUUUCAAAGAAAAGCACCUUAGUGAUUUAUCUCCAGUGCACAGUUCAGUCAGCUCCUGCACCGUUAUUUGUUGCUUUAAAAGAAUGGGUGUCAACCACGGCAGAGUGUAUUUUCAGUACACUAUUGACUGCUUUAAAUGAUUGUGGCUUUAAUAAUGAAUAUUUGAGCAAUUUAAUUGCAUUUUGUUCUGAUGGUGCUAAUACAAUGCCGGGAAGAAAGUCUGGAGUAGCUACAAAGCUGUUAGAAAAUUUUCCCGAAAUCAUCAUUUGGAACUGUUUAAAUCAUCGCUUGCAAUUGUCGCUAGAUGAUUCAAUAUCUGAAAUAAAACAAGUUAAUCAUUUUAAAAUAUUUCUGGACAAAAUUUAUGCUAUUUAUCACCAAUCUAAUAAAAGUAAAAACAGGCUUUUAGAAACUGUAGCUAAAGAACUUGAAAUAGAAAUUAUUAAAAUCGGUCGGGUAAUGGGACCAAGAUGGGCAGCAUGCAGUUUACAAGUUGCUACUGCAGUGUGGCAUGCAUAUCCUGUACUGUAUAUGCAUUAUUCUCGUUCCUAUUCUGGUUUGGCCAAGAGAUUAGCUAACAUUAAUUUUUUGCAAGACCUUGCUUUAAUGAUUGACAUUCUUGAAGAAUUUUCAGUACUUUCAACUACAUUGCGGUCAAGAUCAACGAACAUUCAGAAAGCACAAAACAAACGCACCAUACGAGCUUUGGAAAAUUUAAAGAUUGGUGUUGGAAAGCAUGAAUCUCAAAUCAAAGAUUUAAUUAAGUCAGACAAGUUUAAAGACAUUCCAUUUAAUAAAAGUAAUAAAUUUAACACUCUUCCUAGGAAUAUGCUCCUGGAAAAUAUAAUUCAACACAUGAACUUACGUCUUUUAUCAGACAGAAACCACGAUGAAAGCAUUUUUAACUAUUUUGAUUUAUUAGAACCAUCUGCUUGGCCUUAUGAAGAAAUAACUUCACUCUGGACAGCUGGUGAAAAAAAGUUAUUUCGUUUAUGUGAAAUUUUAAAAUACAAAGUAGAUUUGAAUGAUUUUUGGGAAUUUGUAAAUAAUAAUAUAAAAUCAAAUAAUGUUUCAAUUCCUGAAACUAUACAAAAAGCUAAAAAGAUAGUUAGCACUAUUGCAAUCGAUAGUGCUGAAGCUGAAAGAGGUUUCAAUUUAAUGAACAUAAUUUGUACAAGGGUAAGAAAUAGUUUAACAGUAGGUCACAUAUCAGAUUUAAUGACAGUAAACUUACUGGGGAAAGCAGAUUGGGAUGCAACUCCAUUUGUAAAAUCUUGGUCAAAUUGCAACCAUAGGUUGGCUACAGAUACAAGAGUUCGGCAAAAAUCUGCAAAAGUGGAGAGACUCCGGCAAGAUGGCGGUCUAGGCAGAAGCACCACGCCGUCCCUCCACAACAAAGAUCCGAAAAACUAAGCCAAACAGAGAAUCAACAAUCCUGAA